Fusarium fujikuroi IMI 58289 is the source of this 381-nucleotide messenger RNA. RefSeq lists its product as uncharacterized. The record is from RefSeq and is a predicted model, not a curated record. NCBI's taxonomy places the organism in Eukaryota, Fungi, Ascomycota, Sordariomycetes, Hypocreales, Nectriaceae. The transcript has a single exon. The coding region runs from base 1 to 381 and encodes 126 amino acids.
AUGUCAGCUCCCGAGAACCGAGAUACGCAAGGGCCACCCAAAGACGCGACAGAAUUAUACAGCCGCCCAACCCAUCGUUUGCAAGAGAUUAAAGUCGGAGAUAACGGCGUCCAGCUCUUGGUAUCGACAAAAGACCACCUCUAUGACGCUAAAGACGUUGGAGCUGGAGUCAACUCUUAUCAAGUUAUUGGUUCUUGGGAAGACAGUUCAGUACAAGAGCUUACCAAGAUCUUGAACCAACGCCAAGUCAUUACCAAUCGGCAGUCACCCGCAUACGCUGAAGCCUCGCGCUUUGAGAAACAUGGCGCAGGAAAGUCUCUGGCAGAGGCUGGUCGGGAGCCAUACAAUAGGGCCGCGGACAGGCAGCAGAGGAGCGAAUAG